This is a messenger RNA of Manduca sexta (tobacco hornworm), 2492 nucleotides long. It is a transcript of the gene PPO2, whose product is annotated as phenoloxidase subunit 2-like. The record is from RefSeq and is a predicted model, not a curated record. The coding region runs from base 121 to 2208 and encodes 695 amino acids. The transcript is spliced from 11 exons. Lineage: Eukaryota; Metazoa; Arthropoda; Insecta; Lepidoptera; Sphingidae. Gene Ontology annotation, molecular function: oxidoreductase activity.
AAUUAGUAUAAAAGGCCACAACCCAUACUUCAUCAGCAUUCCCACUUCACAGUUCCUGUGAAGUGUGUAUACUAAAAAGGUUUUUUUUUUAUUUAUUUAAAAAUACGUUUAUCAGACACCAUGGCUGAUAUUUUUGAUAGUUUCGAACUCCUUUACGACCGUCCAGGCGAACCCAUGAUUAACACCAAGGGGGAAGACAAAGUUCUAUUCGAACUCACUGAACAAUUUCUGACCCCGGAAUACGCCAACAAUGGUCUGGAGUUGAAUAACCGCUUCGGUGAUGAGGAGGAGGUGUCUCGUAAAAUAAUAUUGAAGAAUCUUGACAAGAUUCCAGAGUUUCCUAAAGCUAAACAACUCCCAAACGAUGCCGAUUUCUCCCUUUUCCUGCCCAGCCAUCAAGAAAUGGCUAAUGAAGUCAUUGAUGUCCUAAUGAGUGUAACUGAGAACCAACUACAAGAACUCCUGUCUACUUGUGUGUAUGCCCGAAUCAAUCUCAACCCGCAGCUGUUCAACUACUGCUACACUGUUGCCAUUAUGCACAGACGUGACACGGGUAAGGUUCGUGUACAGAACUAUGCAGAAAUUUUCCCUGCAAAGUUUUUGGACUCUCAAGUAUUCACCCAGGCCCGUGAAGCUGCAGCAGUCAUCCCGAAAACUAUUCCUCGAACUCCUAUCAUCAUUCCACGAGACUACACUGCUACCGACUUGGAAGAAGAGCAUCGCCUGGCGUACUGGCGUGAAGACCUCGGUAUCAAUCUUCACCAUUGGCAUUGGCAUCUCGUUUACCCGUUCUCUGCUAGCGACGAGAAAAUUGUAGCCAAAGACCGUCGCGGGGAGCUGUUCUUCUACAUGCACCAGCAAAUCAUUGCCAGAUACAACUGCGAGCGUUUGUGCAAUUCUCUGAAGAGGGUAAAGAAAUUCAGCGACUGGCGCGAGCCUAUCCCGGAGGCGUAUUACCCUAAACUAGACAGCUUGACUUCAGCCCGCGGCUGGCCGCCACGCCAAGCUGGUAUGCGUUGGCAAGACCUGAAGAGACCUGUGGACGGUCUAAACGUUACAAUUGAUGACAUGGAACGUUACAGGAGGAACAUUGAAGAGGCUAUUGCUACUGGUAACGUUAUAUUGCCAGACAAAUCUACCAAAAAGUUGGAUAUCGAUAUGCUCGGCAACAUGAUGGAAGCAAGCAUCCUGUCACCCAACCGCGAUUUGUAUGGCUCCAUCCACAACAACAUGCACAGCUUCAGCGCGUACAUGCACGACCCCGAACAUCGAUACCUCGAAUCAUUCGGUGUGAUCGCUGAUGAAGCGACGACGAUGCGCGAUCCGUUCUUCUACCGCGUGCAUGCGUGGGUCGAUGACAUCUUCCAGAGUUUCAAAGAGGCCCCUCAUAACGUGCGCCCAUACAGUCGCUCUCAGCUCGAGAACCCUGGCGUUCAAGUGACAUCCGUCGCGGUGGAGUCUGCUGGCGGCCAACAGAACGUGCUGAACACUUUCUGGAUGCAGAGCGAUGUGAACCUCUCUAAAGGUUUAGAUUUCUCGGACCGCGGGCCGGUGUACGCGCGCUUCACUCAUCUCAACCACAGACCUUUCCGUUACGUUAUAAAGGCGAACAACACUGGCUCCGCUCGCCGCACGACCGUGCGCAUCUUCAUAGCCCCGAAGACAGACGAGCGCAACCUGCCGUGGGCUCUGUCCGACCAACGCAAGAUGUUCAUUGAGAUGGAUAGAUUCGUAGUACCCUUGAGCGCUGGCGAAAACACAAUUACUCGUCAGUCCACAGAAUCGUCACUGACAAUUCCGUUCGAACAGACGUUCCGCGACCUUUCCAUCCAGGGAAGUGACCCUAGGCGUUCGGAACUCGCCGCAUUUAAUUACUGCGGGUGUGGCUGGCCGCAGCACAUGCUCGUGCCUAAGGGAACGGUCGGCGGUGUUGCCUAUCAACUCUUUGUAAUGCUUUCCAACUACGAACUGGAUAAGAUUGAGCAACCAGACGGCAGGGAACUGAGUUGCGUCGAAGCUUCCAUGUUCUGUGGCUUGAAGGAUAAGAAGUACCCAGACGCACGUCCGAUGGGCUAUCCGUUCGACCGGCCAUCCAACUCUGCUACCAACAUCGAAGACUUCAGCGCGAUGUCCAACAUGGGACUGCAAGACAUAGUCAUCAAACUAUCCGAUGUAACCGAACCAAACCCUAGAAACCCACCCGCUUAAACUACCAAGCUUGCUAAACCAUUGUGAAUUUACUAUCACAAAGGAUUUUUGUUUAUAAUGAUAUUUUAUGAUACUUAAGUAUUACAUUUAUAAUUGAAUUUUAAGCUUGAAUUAUCCUCAUAGUGUUUUUCUUUUAAUUUUACAUUUCUUUAAAAAUAAAAAAUGAAAGGCUGAUAGUGUUUAUCUUGUAAAUUCUUAAGUGUAAAUAUGUUAUAUAUGUUUGUAGAGUUAUGUAACUAUUAUUGACCCAUUUUAUAAGGAAUAAGACAAUAAAUAAAACAAUG